This is a messenger RNA of Pristis pectinata (smalltooth sawfish), 5501 nucleotides long. Its product is annotated as zinc finger and BTB domain-containing protein 44-like. Gene Ontology annotation, molecular function: RNA polymerase II cis-regulatory region sequence-specific DNA binding; protein binding; DNA-binding transcription factor activity, RNA polymerase II-specific. Gene Ontology annotation, biological process: regulation of transcription by RNA polymerase II; positive regulation of gene expression. NCBI's taxonomy places the organism in Eukaryota, Metazoa, Chordata, Chondrichthyes, Rhinopristiformes, Pristidae. The record is from RefSeq and is a predicted model, not a curated record.
CCACGCCCCCUCCCGGGUUUGAGUGACAGCCGCAGGCGCGCGGGGCAGGCCGGGAACAAAACAAACGCCAGCGCGGAGCGGGCGGCGGCGGCGGGACCGGGAGCGGCGGGGCGACCGGCGGCCCUCACACACGGUACUUCAACUUUUGAACACUGAGGAAAAAUAAUGGGUCUAAAAACUUUUACACACAAUUCUCCAGUCCAUGGUCAAGAACUUCUGGGAAAGUUAAAUAAACUGCGCAACGAAGGACACUUCUGUGAUGUGACGAUUCGAGUCCAGGACAAGGUCUUCAGAGCUCACAAAGUGGUCCUUGCUGCUUGCAGUGAAUUCUUCAGGGCAAAACUUGUAAAUCAAUCGGAUGCAGAUGAGUGCAUUUUGGAUUUGAAUCAUGUAACUGUCAGUGGAUUUUCUCCAUUGCUGGAGUAUGCAUAUACAGCUACACUUGCCAUAAAUACAGAGAACAUUAUUGAUGUCUUGGCUGCUGCUAGCUAUAUGCAGAUGUUCCAUGUAGCAAACACCUGUUCAGAGUUCAUGAAAUCAAGUAUCCUGUGGAAUACAAGCAGUAAUCCGCCAGGGCCUGUUCCUGCACUCCCUCAAGAAAACAGUAGUGCUUGCAUCAUUCAGUCCCAUGAUGACAGUCUAUCUCCCGUAUCUUCAGAAUGCAGUUCUGUUGAGAAAAGUAAGCCCAGGGAAUCUCGCCGAAAGCGCAAGAACUUCAUAAUGAUGUCCCCGGAGAGUCCCACAGAAUCUGCUGUGCAGCCCAACUGUUCACAAGUUGUGAACCCAUCGGUGACCUUCUCAGACAAUAGGGCCCAGCAAUCUGUGGACUCAUCGCUGUCAUUUCAGUGGACACACCCUGUGGGUGCUGAUCGUCGGACUCUCAGUGAGAAAACAAAAUCAACAGAGAGUGUUCGGGUUGUGGAACAGCCCAUAACCACUGAGGUUACAGGGAGAGUGCCUGAAUACACUGCCUGUGAGAGUACAAAAGCGACAUCACCCCCCAGUAAUGAAGAUGAUGUGAGGAUCAAAGUUGAAAGGUUGAGUGAUGAUGAAGGUCAUGAAGUUGUAUCACAGCCUGUCAGUGCUUCACAGAGUUCACUUAGUGACCAUCAAACUGUACCAGGAAGUGAGCAGGCUCAGGAGGAUUUAUUGAUUAGUCCCCAAUCUUCCUCUAUUGGUUCAGUAGAUGAAGGAGUUACAGAAGGGCUACCAACACUUCAAGGCACUUCCAAUGCCAACAAUCACCCAGAUGAUGAUGAUAGAUUGGAGAGUGGACAGUAUUCCUACCAGCUCUACAUCAACCCUUCCACAAGUGGCACAGAAAGACCCAGUCCAAAUGGCCCCAAUAAGCCUUUCCAGUGCCCAACAUGUGGUGCCAGGUUCACGCGCAUCCAGAACCUCAAACAGCACAUGCUUAUUCACUCAGGUAUAAAACCCUUUCAGUGCGAUAGAUGUGGAAAAAAGUUCACAAGAGCAUACUCCUUAAAGAUGCAUCGUCUGAAGCAUGAAGGCAAGCGAUGUUUCCGAUGCCAGAUUUGCAGUGCAACCUUUACUUCCUUUGGGGAAUAUAAACACCAUAUGCGUGUUUCAAGGCACAUCAUCCGAAAGCCAAGGAUCUACGAGUGCAAAACAUGCGGCGCCAUGUUUACUAAUUCUGGAAACCUAAUUGUGCACCUGAGGAGCCUGAACCAUGAAGCAUCUGAAUUAGCUUCCUAUUUCCAGAGCAGUGACUUCAUAGUGCCAGACUACCUGAAACAGGAGCAAGAGGAAGCCCUUGCUCAUUAUGACAUUGGAGACAAUGGUUUUGAUAACAACUCAGCGGUGCAAAUGCCAGUCAUUUCACAGGUAUCCUCUACACAGAACUGUGACAGCGCGUUCCCCCUUGGGCACUUGGCUGGUCUCAUGAACAAGGAUGAUGAAAUAAUAGAAGAGCAGAAGACAAAUGGCUCAGACGUAAAUGGAAUCCUUGGUGUAAGAGAAGAUCUGCAUAAGAGGGGUUCUCCAGAGGAAGGACCUCAUAUCCUCUAUAGCUAAAUUAGCCCUGGUAGUUAAACUUCCGUUCUUUUGGAGAAAGUGCCUGGACCUGGGUCAAAUGAUUCUUGGAGCUUUUCUUCCAGACUCUGAACGUUUAUUUAAAAUAGGUCAACAUUACAUUAUUUGUUUAUCAAAGGUUUUGGACAAGUCUGUGGGCCUUCAGUUAAUUACAAGCACAUUAAACCACACAUUUCUUAAUUCACACAGCAGUCAAGGACUUUGGAAGAAGCUGUGGUACAACUUUUGAACAGUAUCUAGAGAACUGUAUCCUCCAACAAUGUUUUACUUUAUACUUUAAUAAAGCUGCCAAUACUGGAUGCCUUGUCACAUUGGCAUCCGGGAACAUAUUUUAGAAUCAAAGUUUAAAAUGCUGCAUUGAUGGAUAACAAUCUCAUUAAGUCACUGAAAAAAUAUAUCAAAUGUUUAAAUGUUCUCUGACGGAAAUAAUCUUAUGACAGACAAAUUGAAUAUUCUCUUACAACUAAAUUAUGUUCACAGGGUAGGAAAUUUCAAAAUCUUCACCAGAUUAUGGGAUUUUGUUUUCAGCAAAAAAAGUAACUUUGUACAAUAAUAAAAAUCUUUUUAUCAAUAAGAAUUCAAAGUUGGCAUUGUAAAUAGAAAUAUUAGUCUGGAUAUCUUUUCAUGCACUCCAAAUUAUACCAUGUUUCCUUCUAAAGUCAGAUGAUUUUUGGUCACCUAGUAACACAGACAGGGGAAGGGAAGAGUCAAAAGCCAUGAGUUAUUUGUAGUCGGGCAUCCGGCUUCCUGAAAGCCAUUUGACUCUUGCAUUCCUGGUGGGAAAAGUUUUAAGUUCCAGUCGCUGCUUUUUCCAGUUCAGGAAAGCAGAACUACAUUCAGCAUUGGACAGUGAGAUAAUUAAUGCCUGUUGAGUGUAAAACUAAUGUGUAAUUAGUUUCUUGGCCAACUGGGCUAGAAGUGAUGCAGUGAACCUUGAGGGGUCAGUCAGGAGUUGGUUUCAGAGCCAUUAAAUAUUUGGCUCUGGGCUGUUGCCACCAAAGUGUGACCUUCUUACAUUGACGUGAUUUAAAACUGGAAAUAUCUGGACAUUUUUCCAGUAAAUAUUUUACUAUUAAUCUGAAGUAAAAGUGAAUGCAUAUCUCCUUCAGAUAUGUUUAGCUACUUUUUAGUCUCUUGUAACUUGUGGAUGUGCGUUGACAUUGACACCACAGUUGGUGGCACGUUAGUGAAGAGUAUUUUCAGGGAGCUUGUUUGCCUUGGCUGUUGUUCAAUCAGUAGUUUAUUGCAAACUUUUCUAAAACAAGUUUUUUGUGCUAACAGAUAACUCGUUUUAAGCUUAAAUGUUCAGACUUAGAUUUCUACAGCUGUUAAGUUUUUUUUUAAACAAUCUACAAAAUUUGCUGUUUUGUGAAGUGUUCACCUUUCUAAAGGUAUUAAUUAAAAUUGUUGAUCCUUUUGUUAACAUGUGCAUAGGGUCAUGUAAUAUUUUGACAAUCUGAAGGCAUGCUGUGAUUGAUUAAGGCAUGUGUGUUUUAAUUUUUUAUUUUUAGUAACUUCUGUAGUCUUGGUAUUCAGAAUAUUUAGAAAGUAGCACUCCUGGGAAUAAAGCACAGAUAACAUUGAUGGUUUGGGCUUAUUCAAAUAAAUGCAUUUCGGUAUACAUUGUCCUGACCAGCAAUACUGGAAAAUACCUGCCUGGGUAGCGGCCAGAAUAUCCUGUACUGCAAUAAAAGGUUAAAGUAUGCUGGAAGUGUAGACAGAAAAGCCUCUGUUCACGUAUUAAUUUUGGGAGUUGGCCACAGUGCAACUCCGAUCCAUGCGUUGAGUUCAGUGUUUCAACACCUGAUGUUAAAGGUGAAUAGUUAAUCCAAUUUUUGGUAGAAAGAUUUUGUAUACACACGGUCAGUUAAAGUAUCGAAUACAUUAACGUUCUUUAAAUGACAGUCCACCAUCCCCCAAAUUUUUGAUUAUUUCUUGAUUAAGAUAUUAAAAUUGAACGGUUUUUAUACAAUUUCUAAUAGUGCUCACUACCUUGAAUUCAUUUAGGCCUCCUUGUUAUGUGAAUCAACACUUAUUAGAUGAACAACAAAUCAAGUUGAGGAUGUGACUGGUGGGAAUAUUCAGAGAGCUGAAAUAGGAGGAGACCAUUCAACUCAUUGAGUUUGUUUGUAUGGAAAUGUGAAACAAAAUAGACGUAUCUAAUAAAAGAGGUGGGUCAUGCACAGCAAUGGGUUUCAGUUAUAAAAUCUGGGUAGCCAGCAUUGUAGCAGUACAGUUUAGUUUUAUUUAAAUUUCAAAAUACCAAUUAUUACUCUCUGUAUAGAGGCUUUUUAAUUCUGACUUCCAAUAUCUUUCUUGCAAUUCUGGCAGAGGCUUACUGCUGGUAGGCAGCAGGAUAAUCUUGUCCAUUAUGCCAAUUGGUCAACCUCUGUACAUUGCAGAAGCAAUGUAAUUGGUAAACCUUUUCCUAGCUGUGAUAUAGUUUCAUACAGUAGUUAAAGGAAAACAAAUUGCAUCUACUUACAAAGAAACAUCCUAAAGCACUUCAUGUAGACUUAAGGGAACCAGAUGCCUAAGCAGGAACAUACUAGCAACAGUAGAUAGUUGUUAAACUAAGUUGCUAUAUCUUGUUACAUUUAUUAAUGGUUUAUAAUUGUUUUCCAUUAUUAUAAAGGUUUUAUUCUACCAGUGUGGGUGAAUGGUUAAAUCAACUGUAAAUGUUGGCCACUAUUCAAAACUUAAAAGAGAAUUGUUGGUACAUUCAAUGAUGCUACAGUAAUUGUCCUGUAUGUUUAUGUGGGCAUGGUUGAAGUUAACCAUUAUAUGUGUAUCGGUAGUACUAAAUGCUGACGUAGUUCCUUUGUCCUGUAUUCAAAAAUGUGCAUCUUUUAAUUGUGUUUAUAUUACUUUGCAUUCUUUGGAAGUGCAGCACUUUGACACUCUACAUUUUGGUGAUCUUAAAUUUGUAUUCCCAUCACUGCCGUUAUCUAUUUCAAGGACAUUAAUAAAGCUGAGCCUUCAGUGUCCCUGUUGCGGUCACCUGCUUGUAAAUACUGUAUAGUCUGAUGACUUGGAAAUAUUGCUAAUCUGUUGAGCAAAAGAUUUCGGAUGGAAUUUUUGAUAGUAUGAUUGCCAGUAAAUUGGAAUUUUUUUUUUGGUUUGUAAUCCUUGUUUUUCACCAGCAUGACCCCAUAACAGGAGGGUAUUGUAAAACAGAGCAAAAUGCAAAAUACAUUGCAAAAUCCUGGCUGUGGUUUACUUUGUUUAUCCUGUUGUGGAGUUUGUCUGUCUGUCAGUCUGUCUAUCUCCGUGUGUGUGUGUGUGUGUGCGUGUGUCUGUCUGUAUAUAAAUAGGGAAAAGUUCACAUAUUCUAUUUUCAUGCUCAUGAUGGUCACAAGAGGCAAGUAGCAUUGUAUAAAGUUUGAUAAAAUAAUACUGCAGUUGAUAAUCUGUGUGGAAAUUAUAAAUAAAGCUCUUUACCAUUAUAU